AUGCAAUGUCUACAGCAGGUGUGCCUGCAGCAGCAGCAGCAGCAACAGCAGCAACAGCAACAGCAGCAGCAGCAGCAACAGCAGCAACAGCAACAGCAGCAGCAGCAGCAGCUACGCGACGCCCAAGCAGCCACAGGCCAAAAGCAGUUAUCAUCCCAGACAAGCAGCAGCAGCAGCAGCAGCAAGACCAACAGCAGCAGCAGCACGAACAGCAGCAGCAGCGGGAGCAGCACCAACACCAGCAGCAGCACCAACACCCAGCAGCAGCAGCAGCAGCUACGCGACGCCCAAGCAGCCACAGGCCAAAAGCAGUUAUCAUCCCAGACCAGCAGCAGCAGCAGCAGCAGCAGCAGCAGCAAGACCAACAGCAGCAGCAGCACGAACAGCAGCAGCAGCGGCCGCAGCACCAACACCAGCAGCAGCACCAACAGCAGCAGCAGCAGCAGCACCAACACCAGCACCAACAGCAGCAGCAGCAGCAGCAGCAGCAGCAGCAGCAGCAGCAGCAGCAAGUACCUCAGUACUGGCGCAGGCUAG
Messenger RNA from Eimeria mitis, 537 nucleotides. RefSeq lists its product as uncharacterized. The record is from RefSeq and is a predicted model, not a curated record. Bases 1 to 537 code for a protein of 178 amino acids. Lineage: Eukaryota; Apicomplexa; Conoidasida; Eucoccidiorida; Eimeriidae. The transcript has 2 exons.